Molecule: messenger RNA, 1602 nt
Organism: Penaeus vannamei (Pacific white shrimp)
Lineage: Eukaryota; Metazoa; Arthropoda; Malacostraca; Decapoda; Penaeidae
Source: RefSeq, a predicted model, not a curated record
AUGUGGUAUAAAAGGCAGCAGUCGCCAACAGAAAACACAAUCCUCACAAUGGAGCUUCUGGUUUUCAUCUUUACUUUAGUACUCGGUGCGUCUGCCAGGCCCCAGGGCUAUGAUUUGGCCCCACCUUCCGGUCCAUCUCUACUCCCACGAAGAUGUAUUACUGGACAGGUGUUGCAUGUCGACGGCAGAUGCGUAACUCCGCGGGAAAACCGUCGUGUGUUCUUGUAUGAUGUACCAAAAAUUCGAACUCCUUCAGGUCCUCCACCUUUUAUUCCUGCACCAACCGUGGAGAAAAACCUUUUGUUCAUCCGAACUCCCGAAGGAGGACAAGGGCCAGAUCCCAUUGUUGUACCUCCACCACGACAGGAGCAUGUCGUGUAUAUCCUUAAUAAACAGACUGACGAAGGCCAAAAGGUGAUUCAGGUUCCAGCCCCACCCGCAUCUGAUCCUGAAGUUUACUUCGUCAAUUACGCUGAAGGAGAGAACCCAACACUUCCUAGCGGCGUGGACCUGCAGACUGCUUUGAAUGCUGCUUCUGAGACUGAUGGACAGCUGAUCGGAGGUUUUGGUGGUUUCGGGAGUGGUAAUGGUUUGGGCAGCACCAAUGGUUUUGGUACUAACAGUGGUUUUGGCAGUGGCAAUAACGCUGACAGUGGCAAUGGCUUUGCCAGUAGUGGUGGUUUUGGAAGUAAUGGUGGUGGAAUUGUAAAUGGUUUUGGUAGCAGCAGUGGUUUUGGAAGUGCUAAUGGUUUUAGCAGCAGCAGUGGUCUUGGAAGUGCUAAUGGUUUCGGCAGUAGCAGCGGUUUUGGAAGGACUAAUGGAUUUGGUAGCAGCAGUGGUUUCGGCAGCAGCAGCGAUUUUGGAGGUGCUAAUGGUUUCGGCAGCAGCAGCGGUUUUGGAAGUGCUAAUGGUUUCGGCAGCAGCAGCGGUUUAGGAAGUGCUAAUGGUUUCGGCAGCAGCAGCGGUUUAGGAAGUGCUAAUGGUUUCGGCAGCAGCAGCGGUUUUGGAAGUGCUAAUGGUUUUGGCAGCAGCAACGGUUUUGGCAGUGCCAGUGGUCUGUUAAGCGGCAACGGAUUUGGAAGUAUCUCCAGUACUGGGGGCAGUAAUGGUUUCGGGAGCAUCAAUGGGUUCGCACGUACCAGUAGUGUAGGCAGCAACGGUUUGGGUAGUACCAACGGAUUUGGUAGCAGUACCAACGGCUUUGGAAUUGCCAAUGGACUUUCCAGUAUCAGUGCUCUGAGAAGUACUGGCGAAUUUGCAGGCAAUGAUGAUUUGAGCAGUAAUGGCUUCGGGAGCAGCGUUGGGUUUGCAGGUAGCAAUGGUUUCGGGAGCAACAGCGGUUUCGGAAGUAGCAACGGUUUCAGCAGCUCUAAUGGUCUUGGCGUCGUUGGUUUGGGUGGCAGUAGCGUCAGCAAACUUUCAGCCAAUGGACCGGUUUCCUCACCGUCACGUCUGUACAGAGCACCUUAAGAUGUUCACAUCUUACCCAUUUUCAUUACAUAACUGUACACAGAAAAAAAAUCAAUAUGGAUGUAUUUUUGUGAAUAGUUUUAGUACUCGAUAUGCAAAUAUGUGGAUUUUACAUCUAUAAUAAAAUGUUGG